This is a messenger RNA of Passer domesticus (house sparrow), 3601 nucleotides long. It is a transcript of the gene PPP1R37, whose product is annotated as protein phosphatase 1 regulatory subunit 37. NCBI's taxonomy places the organism in Eukaryota, Metazoa, Chordata, Aves, Passeriformes, Passeridae. Gene Ontology annotation, molecular function: protein binding. The record is from RefSeq and is a predicted model, not a curated record. The transcript has 11 exons. Gene Ontology annotation, biological process: regulation of Arp2/3 complex-mediated actin nucleation; cell migration. Bases 161 to 2686 code for a protein of 841 amino acids. Gene Ontology annotation, cellular component: lamellipodium; plasma membrane.
CCCAAAAAAUUCCCUUUUUCCCCCAAAAAAUCCCAUUUUUCCUGUAUUUUCCCCCAAAAUUCCCGUUUUUGGUGUUCUGCAGGAAUUCAAGGAUCUGGCUCCCAGGAUCGACUGCUUGGAUCUCAAGGGAGAGAAGCUGGACUACCGGGCGUGCGAGGCCAUGGAGGAGAUCUUCAAGCGGCUCCAGUUCAAGCUGCUCGACCUGGAGCAGACCAGCCUGGACGAGGACGGCGCCUCGGCGCUGUUCGACAUGAUCGAGUACUACGAGUCAGCCACGCACCUCAACAUCGGCGCCAACAAACACCUGGGGGCCCGCGGCUGGCAGGCAGCGGCGCACAUGAUGAGGAAGACGAGCUGCCUGCAGUACCUGGACGCGCGGAACACGCCGCUGCUGGAGCCGUCGGCGCCGUUCGUGGCGCGGGCGCUGCGCAUCAGCAGCAGCCUGGUGGUUCUGCACCUGGAGAACACCUCCCUGUCCGGGAGGCCCCUCAUGCUGCUCGCCACGGCGCUGAAGAUGAACGUGACGCUGCGGGAGCUGUACCUGGCUGACAACAAGCUGAACGGGCUGCAGGACUCGGCGCAGCUCGGCAACCUGCUCAAGUUCAACGGCUGCAUCCAGAUCCUGGACCUGCGCAACAACCACCUCAUGGACUCCGGCCUGGCCUACAUCUGCGAGGGGCUGCGGGAGCAGCGCCGGGGGCUGGUGACGCUGGUGCUGUGGAACAACCAGCUGAGCCACGCCGGCAUGGCCUACCUGGGCAUGACCCUGCCGCACACGCAGAGCCUGGAGACGCUGAACCUGGGCCACAACGCGGUGGGGAACGAGGGCGUGCGGAACCUGAAGAACGGAUUGAUCGGGAACCGCUCCGUGCUGCGCCUGGGCCUGGCCUGCACCAAGCUCACCUGCGAAGGGGCCGUGGCCGUGGCCGAGUUCGUGGCCGAGAGCCCGCGGCUGCUGCGCCUGGACCUGCGCGAGAACGACAUCAAGACCGGGGGUCUCAUGGCGCUGUCGCUGGCCCUGCGCGUCAACCACUCCCUGCUGCGCCUCGACCUCGACCGCGAGCCCAAGAAGGAGGCGGUCAAGAGCUUCCUGGAGACGCAGAAGGCGCUGCUGGCCGAGAUCCAGAACGGCUGCAAGCGGAAUUUCAUCCUGGCCAAGGAGAAGGAGGAGAAGGAGCAGCAGCUCCAGCACUCGGCCUCCAUGCCCGAGAUCUCCGAGGCCGAGCCCGGAAUUCCCGAAAUUCCCGGAAUUCCCGGCGGCGGCGCUUCCCCCGCCCCGGAGGAGAACGGCAACGCGGCCCCGGCCGGCGAUUCCAGCUCGGACACGGAGGAGGAGGAGGAGGAGGAGGAGGAGGAGGAGGAUGGGAAGGACUCGAGGGAGGUUGUGGAAUCCAGGGAUUCCGGGAAUUCCGGGAAUGGCGAGCGCAGGAUUUCCGUCUCCAGCCCCGGCAGAGGCCGCAAGAUCUUCGUGGUGACGCGGGUGGAGAACGUUCCCGAGGGAUCCGGGGUCCUUCCCAAGGAAUCUGGGGUCAUUCCCGAAAAAUCUGGGGUCAUUCCCGAGGAAUCCAGGGUCGUUCCCAAGGAAUCCGGGGUCGUUCCCGAAAAAUCUGGGGUCGUUCCUGAGGAACCUGGGACCGUUCCUGCAGGAUCCGGGGUCGUUCCAAAGGAAUCUGGGAUCACUCCCAAGGGAUCUGGAGCCGUUCCUGAGGGAUCUGGAGAUGCUCCCGAUGGAUCUGGAGCCGUUCCCGAUGGAUUUGAGACUGUUCCUGAAGGAUCCAGGAGGGUUUCUGAUGGAUCUGGAGCCGUUCCUGAUGGAUCUGGAGUCGUUCCUGAUGGAUCCGAGGCUGCUCCCGUCGGAUCCAGCUCCGUUCCCGAUGGAUCUGGGACAAUUUCUGAUGGAUCUGGAGCCGUUCCUGUCACACCCAGCGCCGUUCCCGAUGGAUCUGGAGCCGUUCCCAUCGGAUCCAGGGUUGUCCCUGACGGAUUUGGUGCCGUUCCUGAUGGAUCUGGGGUUGUUCCCAAUGGAUCCGGGGCCGUUCCUGAUGGAUCCAACUCUGUUCCUGUCGGAUCCGGGGCCAUUCCUGAUGGAUCUGGGCUUGUUCCUGUUGAAUCCAGCGCUGUUCCCGAUGGAUUUGGAGCCGAUCCCGAUGGAUCUGGGGUUGUUCCCGAUGAAUCCGGGGCCAUUCCCGAUGGAUCUGGGAUUGUUCCUGUCGGAUCUGGGGCCAUUUCUGAUGGAUUUGGAGCCGUUCCCCAUGGAUCCAGGGCCGCUCCUGACGGAUCCAGGGUUGAUCCCGAUGGAUCUGGGGUUGUUCCCGUUGGAUCCGGGGCCGUUCCUGAUGGAUUUGGAGCCGUUCCUGAUGGAUCCGGGGCCAUUCCUGAUGGAUUUGGAGCCGUUCCCGAUGGAUUUGGAGCCGUUCCCGUCGGAUCCGGGGCCGUUCCCGAGCUGCGGCCGUGCCGGGCCGGCGCCUCUGAGGGAAUUCCGUGCGGGAGCCCCUCCCGGGAUUCUCCUCUUCCCAACGGGCUCAAGGCGGAUUUCGCCCGGGCGCUGCCGGAGCCGGGCCCGGAGGGCGACGGGAAAUCGGGAACGUGCGCGGCCGAGCACGAGCUGAGCUGCUCCCGGAACGAGCAGGAGCUGCAGGAGCUGCUCCUCGAGGCCAGCCAGGACACGGCUCCGGAGCCGCUGUGACCGCAGGUCCUGGAGGGGGAAACUCUGGAGCUUUCCCCUCUUCCCACUCCGCACAAGAUUCCAACCAAACCUCGGGAAUUUCGGGACUUUUUCUUGGGAGAAGAAAAACACGAAACACACACAAAAAAACAACAACAACAAAAAAAAAAAUCGGAUUUUUUUCCCGACUUUUCCCGCCUGCGAGGGGCAGGGAAGGAGCCGGGGCUCGGCCGUGCAGAUCUCCGGGAAUUCCCGGCGCCAUUCCCGGCGGGAUCCGGCGACACUACAGGGAGCGGGAGUGGCCGGAGCGGCGGGAAUUUGGGAAUUCCGUCCCCAAAAACUCCCGGGAUCGGCUGCUCCCGCAGCCCCCGCGCUUUAUUUAUUUUUAAUUUCCCUUCCUUUCCGGUGGUUUUGGUUGCUUUGGGAAUUUUCUCCCGGUUUUUUUCCCUCUUUUCUUCCCCUUUAUUCUGUUUUUUUCCCCUUUUUUUCCCGUUUUUUUCCCGUUUUUUCCCCGUCUCUAUUUAUCACCAGCCGCAGAAUUCCCGGGAAAACGGGGAAGGUGGAAAAGGUGGGAGAGGGAGGGGCUGGAAUUCCUCGGCCAUCCCAAAUUUCCAGAGGUGUGGGGGAGGGGAAAUCCAGCGAUUCCAGCCCGGAAUUCCCCAAAAAUUCCCGGAAUUCCCGGGGAAUUCCCGGGGGUCGCUUUUCUUUCUUAAGUGCAAUAAAAUCUUUCAGGGAGCUGCGGGGGGGGAUUGGAAUUCCGGGGGGAUAUUCCCGAUAUUCCGGCCGGGAAUUUUCGCUGGUGUUUCCUGGGUUUGGUUUUGGGGUUUUUUUUUUUCCGUCUUUUCCCGGUUUUUGGUUUUUUUUCCCCUCGUUUUUCCCCGUGGUGGAAUUUUUGUUAACGGCUGUUUUCUAAUUAAAGGAAUUCUGCAUUCGUCA